AUGGAUGUGCAAGCACUUUUCCGAUGGAUGGCAGACAGGGAGGACGCAGCACGGGCCGAGAGGGAAGAACAGCGGCGAGAAGACGCAGCACGUUUCGAAGCUCUGCUAACAAGACUUGCGCCGCUUACAUCACAGUCUUCGAGUACUGCUGGGAGCGCCUCUGCCCCGCCAGACCCGCCUGUUGCACCACCGACUCCUAGAGCGGCUGUACAGCCCACACCUCCUCUUCCUUCGGAUGUUACGUACCAACAGUUCAGGGAAUGGAGGCGGAAAUGGGAAGAUUACGCAACUAUGGUGGAGAUCGCAAGCCUGCCCCGCCCCAAACAGCUGAUCCAGUUACGGAUGUGCCUUUCAUUGGAGACUCAGAGAGUGCUGGAGCACACGCUACAGGUGCAUCCAAGCUCCACUUCUCCCGUCGACGAGGUGCUCGAUAUUCUCCAGAAACACAUCAAGGAAUCCAGCAACGAGGCACUGAGGCGGCGGGCGUUCACCACCUGCAAACAGGCUACAGGAGAGUCUUUCGCAGACUUCUUUGUGAGGCUCAAGAGUUUGUCUGAAGAGAUUGAUGUCUGCAAAGCUCACAGCACAGAGUGUAAAGAAGCCUGGCUCAAGCACGGCAUCCUCACUGGUGUGCAGGAUGAGGAAGUAAUGCAGAAGAUCAUCGCCCUCGACGCUGCAGCCACACUCGCGGACGUCGUGACAUUGUGCCGCUCCAACGAGGCCACCAGGACGGCUGCCUCGGCCUUACGUGCUCCUCCUGGAGUCCGUGCUGUCUCUCAGUACAGGAAAGACAAGAAGAUGGACCAUAGAACCAAGGCAGACGCACGUUCGGCUGUGUCUUCACCGCCCCCUUCCUGCAGUAAUUGCGGCAAGCAACAGCACGGCCCCAAAGACUGCCCUGCUACGGAGGCAGUGUGCCACGGUUGCGGCACGACAGGGCACUGGUCACAUACAGAAAAAUGUCCAGCCAAGACUGUCCAGUGCAAGGCAUGCAGCCGAUAUGGACACUUCGAGAAACUCUGCAAGUCUUCCAGGCCCAAGAGUCAACAUUCCGCGAAACCCAAGCCUCAGAAGUCGAAGAAAAACGGCCGUGCCACUAUUCAUGUGGUGCGAACACAGUCUCCGUCAGGGGUCCCCAUGUCUACCAGGCAGCAAGCGAGCAGCGUACGCAGAGUCUAG
Portunus trituberculatus (swimming crab) is the source of this 1179-nucleotide messenger RNA. RefSeq lists its product as uncharacterized. Bases 1 to 1179 code for a protein of 392 amino acids. The transcript has a single exon. Gene Ontology annotation, molecular function: zinc ion binding; nucleic acid binding. The record is from RefSeq and is a predicted model, not a curated record. NCBI's taxonomy places the organism in Eukaryota, Metazoa, Arthropoda, Malacostraca, Decapoda, Portunidae.